Nicotiana attenuata is the source of this 1216-nucleotide messenger RNA. RefSeq lists its product as uncharacterized. The record is from RefSeq and is a predicted model, not a curated record. NCBI's taxonomy places the organism in Eukaryota, Viridiplantae, Streptophyta, Magnoliopsida, Solanales, Solanaceae. Bases 598 to 1050 code for a protein of 150 amino acids. The transcript has 5 exons.
UAAUACAGAUACAAAAAACAAAAAGCCUAAAUUUGAUACAAGCCCUAAAAGACAUGCGUCCACACUCAAGCUACCACCGCGAGAAAGGCUUACGGCUGGAAAGUCCAAGAGCUUUGUUCAGCCCUAAAAGACCUGCCCUAGAGAGAGUUUAUUGAGGCAUCUCCAGUUUGAAGCUAACUUAAGUCUCAUCUCCUUUACACUAGUUUCAUCCAGGCUGAAGCAGAUAGUAGUAAAGCUAUUGAUCUUGAUAAGAAGGUCCAGGAAGCAAAUUACCAUUGGGAUUGCUUGAGGAGCCAGCUGCAAGUGAAAAUAUUUGGUAAGUUAGUUCUGUGUUCUUGAAAAUCUGUGUUAAUAGUGCUUAUAAAUCUUUGCUUAAAAAGGCUUUUACCACUAGUUUUCAUUUUUUGGCAUAAGAAGCCUGGUAUCUUAAUAGUCAUAUACUUUGAUCAAAGUUGGUGCAGCUUGUACCUUCUAUUGAACAUGGGGUUCCAUAUUUGGUUUACUGUUCUCCGUUAAUUUUUACUUUUGGUUGUGCGGACAAGGGAGGUGGGGGCAGCUAUAGAUAUAUAUAAUUAAGACACAUUAUCUAGACACGUUAUGGGACCUGAACAUCCGGGACGUCUUAGAUUGUAUGGACGAGGGGUUACAAGAACUUCUUUGAAAGGAAAAAUGGUACAUUUUGAAUCCUCUUCAAAUGCUACAAAUGAUCUGGUGCAACAAAUGGAAGAAAGGAUGACAAGAAUGUUUGAGGAACAGAAGGAACAAUUUGAGAAACAGAAGGAACAAUUUGAGAAACAGAAGGAACAAUAUGAGGAACAAAAGAGAAUGAUGCGACAAGAAAUUCUAGGAGAUAUCUUUGUACAGCUUCAGCGUUCAGGAUUGCAAAUUGAUCCUAAAAUUAUAGCAAACUUGUGUGCUCAUUCACCAGGAGAAGCUUCGUCCGCACAACAAGUAGCUAUUCAACCAAUCAACAGGCCAUCUUUUGGCAGCAACAAUCAAGGUGAACCAAAUGAUCAAGGGGGAGAUGAAAGCAGUGAAGACCUUACCUAAAAGUAUUGGUUGAAGAAUAUUCAGACAAUCUAGGAAUGUUUUUAUUUUUGAACUAUUUUGCAAACUUAUGUAUUCCAAUUCUUGGAUUAUUGAACACUUUUAUCGUAUAUUUUACUUUUAUAAAUGGAUAUUCAUAGUUGUAUAUUUUGAAUUAUGAUUCUGUUGA